AGCAGCCUCCAGAAGCCAAUAGUUCUCAGACCCAAUUGAAGUAGGUUUAUCUUAGUCUUAUUUGUUGUUUGUGGGGGCAUGGAAGGACUCUGGAGGAUUUUCGAGUUAAAUGUCUGCACAUAUCGAAGAAGUGACCUCUGAUCAUUCUGACCACGAAGGCCAUGUCCAUGAUCAUGACCACGACCACGACCAUGACCAUGAUCAUAACCACGACCACGACGAGGACCCCACCUCCGCUGCUGCCCUCGACAAAAUUCAGUCGCGUUCAGAGAGGAAGGCUCGCAAGGCGCUCAUCAGUCUCGGAUUGAAGAGGGUUCCCAACAUUACUCGGGUUACUCUCCGCAGGCCCAAGAACAUUCUUUUCGUUCUUGCAUCCCCAGAUGUUUACAAGUCGCCAAACAGCGACUGCUACAUCGUCUUCGGAGAAGCUAAAAUCGAGGACAUGAACGCGCAAAAUCAAAUGUCUGCUCAGCAACUUGCUGGUGCAGGUGGUGCCGAUAUACCCAACCUGGAGUCGUCGGGUGCAGGUGGUGAUGAUGAUGACAUCCCUGAGCUGGAAGCCGCUGAGGAAGAGGGACCUGUGGAUGAAACUGGUGUUGAUCCCAAAGACAUCGAUUUAGUGAUGACCCAGGUGAACUGCUCCCGGGCAAAGGCUGUUCGAGUACUAAAAGAAAGUGGAGGAGACCUCAUUAAUGCCAUCAUGGCUGCAAGCGAGUAGUAUUUGCGUUCCACUUGUAUUCUCUAGGACAAAUUCAUAUUCGUUCAUGAUUGUUUUUCCACUUCGAAUGAGCUGACCGACCAU
Molecule: messenger RNA, 802 nt
Organism: Lentinula edodes (shiitake mushroom)
Lineage: Eukaryota; Fungi; Basidiomycota; Agaricomycetes; Agaricales; Omphalotaceae
Product: nascent polypeptide-associated complex subunit alpha
Exons: 6
Coding region: 110-718 (202 amino acids)
Biological process (GO): protein targeting to membrane
Cellular component (GO): cytoplasm; nascent polypeptide-associated complex
Source: RefSeq, a predicted model, not a curated record